UAUGCUUAUGUUAUUAUUAUUCAAAAAUGAUUUUCUUGACUAUUGAAAUAAAACCUAGGGCAAAAACAUAUUUCAUCACUUUGGAUUUGAUAAAUGCACUGCCUUGUAACUCUUUUCUUCACUUACAAAGACAGACGUUGAUAAUGGCAAAAGAAGAGCCAAACUCUGCUUCCGUUGUUUCUGAAGGAACAUCUGAGGUUCAUGAUGAUAAUGAAACGACCAAUGGGUCUGCUCCCUCAUUGCAAAAGGAGGUUGAGGAGAAAGUUGAUGGGUUGACAUUGGAUGAGCCGGCGACAGAAGCCGCAAAGAAGAAGAAAAAGAAAAAUAAGAGCAAGAAGAAAAAGGAGCCACCUCAGCAGACUGAUCCACCUUCGAUUCCUGUAGCUGAGCUUUAUCCUUCUGGAGAAUUUCCAGAAGGUGAAAUUCAACAAUACAAAGAUGAUAACUUGUGGAGGACUACGUCUGAGGAAAAGAGGGAAUUGGAGCGCCUGGAGAAACCAAUUUAUAACUCUGUUCGUCAAGCAGCAGAAGUUCAUCGUCAGGUUCGGAAAUACAUCAGGCAAAUUGCUAAGCCUGGGAUAUUAAUGACUGAUCUGUGUGAGACUCUGGAGAAUAAGGUUCGCAAAUUGAUUUCAGAGAAUGGUCUUCAGGCUGGUAUUGCAUUCCCUACAGGGUGCUCAUUAAACUGGGUUGCAGCUCAUUGGACCCCCAAUUCGGGAGAUAAAACUGUGCUUCAGUAUGAUGAUGUAAUGAAAUUGGACUUUGGAACCCAUAUUGAUGGACGUAUCGUGGACUGUGCAUUUACUGUGGCCUUCAAUCCUAUGUUCGAUCCACUGCUUGAAGCUUCACGGGAAGCCACUAAUACUGGCAUUAAGGAAGCAGGAAUUGACGUACGCCUUUGUGACGUUGGUGCUGCAAUCCAAGAGGUUAUGGAAUCCUAUGUAGUGGAAAUCAAUGGGAAGGUGUUCCAAGUUAAGAGCAUCCGGAAUCUGAAUGGGCACAGUAUCGGCCAGUAUCAAAUCCAUGCAGGAAAAUCUGUUCCGAUUGUUAAAGGAGGAGAACAAACUAAAAUGGAAGAGGGUGAAUUUUAUGCAAUUGAGACCUUUGGAUCAACAGGGAAGGGAUAUGUGAGGGAAGAUCUAGAAUGCAGCCAUUACAUGAAGAACUUUGAUAUCGGACACAUUCCACUGCGGCUACCCCGAGCAAAGCAACUGCUAGCAACAAUAAAUAAGAACUUCUCCACAUUGGCGUUCUGCAGACGUUAUCUAGACAGACUCGGUGAAACAAAAUAUCUGAUGGCAUUGAAGAACUUAUGUGAUGCUGGAAUUGUUCAGCCAUAUCCUCCACUUUGCGAUAUCAAAGGGAGCUACGUAUCUCAGUUUGAGCACACCAUUUUACUUCGUCCUACUUGCAAAGAGGUGGUAUCGAGAGGCGAUGACUAUUAAAACCAAUAGCAUAUCUCUUGCAUUGUUUUGUAUUCCGAAAUUCAGUGAAGAGAAAGCGAUGACUAUCUUGUUUCCGUAAUACUUCUCUUCGUGUACCAUCGAAUUUCUGUGAGGAAGUAUCUUUUGCAGCAAGACUGAAUGUUAUACAACAUGAUAUCGUAAGUUUUUUUAUGAAUCUAUCGAGUAUAUGAUUUCAGCCA
Messenger RNA from Capsicum annuum, 1645 nucleotides. RefSeq names its product methionine aminopeptidase 2B. The record is from RefSeq and is a predicted model, not a curated record. Gene Ontology annotation, molecular function: metalloaminopeptidase activity. Lineage: Eukaryota; Viridiplantae; Streptophyta; Magnoliopsida; Solanales; Solanaceae. Gene Ontology annotation, biological process: proteolysis. The transcript has 12 exons. Bases 27 to 1445 code for a protein of 472 amino acids.